UCCAAGGCUUUUAGAUUGAAAUGCAACAUGUGGAAGACCUGUUAGAACGGAGCUCAAAAAUUAGUGAGACAUAUACAGGUACACAUAGCUCCAAGAAUUUUUUAGUGUAAAUUCCUUUUUAGAGUUGUUCUAAGUAUGAGUUUCUUUUCUUGUUUUUGGGUCUGAUGACAGACUUAACAUUGUGUCUUUCUUAAUAAUAAUAAUGUUAAUUUUCAGUAAUUAGUGUGUUAAUCUUCGUAUGCCAAAACUUGAAACUCGAAGCAAGGAUUGAAUGGAUGUUUUGCCGAUAACUGGUGUAGUGAAUGUUCCGUGCUUUAUUUCCAAUUUACAAACCAAGGAUCAAUCACCAAUGUAUUUGAUAUAUCGGCUAGCAACGCUCCAAUGGUCACCACCAGGGUCGGCCAUGGGGAUUGAAACAAUUACCGAUUUAAAUCUCUGAUGCCCAACGUAGAGCCUUGAGAUAAAAUAUAAUGUAACUAAUUGAUCAAAUCUACACUACCGACUCAAUCUACGUCUAAUUCAUGUUUUAUGGAGAUCGUCAAAGUCAAACAAAAUGAUUCAUUCCAUUGGUUAUAAAGCAAGAAUAUAUUAUCAUUUUUCUUUGUCUAGUACCUAAACUCACGUAUCUCUUUCUGUUUAUUUAGAUAGAUCAUGUUAAAACCAAAAGAUUAUUAGAGAGUUUUUUUUUGGUAAAAAUGUUAAGAAAUUAUUAGAGUUAAGAUACCAAGAGAGUUUUUUGACUUGUUGGUUGUAUAUUAUUGAUCAUACUCUCUCCUAGUUUAGUAUAAGGAUCAGUUCAGUAUUGUGUGAAUCAGUUUGUAGUCAGAUAUCAAUCACUAUGAGUAAUGGAACUUUGGAUUCUAGUUUAAUUUAAGAAGAAGAAAACUCUUUUUUAACGUACCUAAAUACAUAAACUUUAAAUUUUUACUUUAAUUGAUUUCCGUCCCAUUUUUCCAUCGAAUAGAUAUAGAGAUUUUUUUUUACUUUUAUAUUACCAGGAAACUUUAUUUCUUCAACCUACUUUUACCGCAAAAACUAUCUUCCAACAUAUGAACAUUGUUUUUUACUUCUUUUUUUCCAAAAAAUAAAAUCAGUAUAUCAACCCAUACUUUAACCACAAACUCUUCAUUCAUCAUUUUUUUUUCUUUGCAUCUAGUACUUAAACUCAUGUAUCUCUUUUUUUGAUCAAAAAAAAAACUCUUGUAUCUCUUUCUGAUUCUUUUGAUAGUUCAUGUUAAAAUCAAAUGAUUAUUGAAGCGCUAAGAUACCAAUAGAGUUUUGAUUCAAUACAUGUAAUCAGUUAGUAUAUAUUGUAGCUGGUUUUAUAUUAUUGUUUCUACUCUCCUAAUUUAAUAUAAAGGAUCAGUAUUGUGAAUCAGUUAGUAGUCACUAGUCAGAUUUUUUUAUAAAAAAACUUUAUCACUAGUCAGAUUUUGAUCACUGUUGAGUAAUAAAACUUUGGAUUUUAUUUUAAUUGUAGAAGAAGAAAACUCUUUUCUCAACGUCCAAAAUAGAUAAUUUUUUAACUUGUAAAUCCACUCUUACCUUAUUUUCUCUCGGUCUCAUUUAUUCAACGUACGCAAAUAGAUAAUUUAAUUUUUUUUAUGAAAACUUUUACCGCAAAAACUAACUUUCAACAUGCGAAAAUAGAUAAUUCACUUCUUACAUUUAUUUUACCUCUUAAAACUUUUAACUCUUUAACUUUUUUUUUUUAUUUUUUUCUCCUUCAAAAAAAUUCAUUAUAUCUACCCACACUUCAACGACAAAUCUCCACUAUCAUUUUUUUCAACAUACUUUUUUCCUCUCAAGCAAGAUACAAUAUGACUUUGUCCAUAAAUUGGGAAGGUGUUAAUCAAAUCGUCGACGACGUCCCGUGGGUACAGCUUUAUGAUACCUGUUGGGCGUAUUCUCUUACGCGGCACAUGAAUGCGGCUUGUCGCAUUGCGAACUUGAUUGGUGCAGAGUCUCUCUCCGUGACAUACUUGGUCCAGUACAUGAGAGAGUUUUCUACGCUAACAGACACGUUUGGCAUCCAUUUCCUCGAAUCGGUUAAGCCCUUCCUGAUGUAUGAGGGUAUGGUCCUGGAAGAUGAUUAUCAAAGAUUGUUUGCUCAGUUUUUAUGGCCCCCGGCAAUACCACUUCCGACUGGAAUCCGUAGGUUCGUUGUUACCGAUAUGAUAGUUCAUACUCUUGAUCUAUAUCGGAAUGCUGAAGAGUUUGAAACUAAAUUUCUUGAUGCAAUGACUUAUUCCCCAGUUACUGCUUCCAUCCCAAAAUAUGCUUCUCUAUCUGAGUUCUUAGCCCCUGGAAACUUCCCUGAAAACAAGAUAUAUUGUCCAACAAUCACGGAACUGCUUUCUCAUUGCCCAGAUAGCCAUGCUAUGUUUGCUACUGGUAUAGGUAAGUCUCAAGGAGUUCCUUUUGUCAGGUUUCGAGACAGUUCUGGUUUAAUCGACGGUGGUUUCAUGCACGUUGAAUUGGGCAUGGGAGUCAUUGCUCAGUUUGUGGAGUUAAUCGGAGCAUAUAUAAUGAUGUGAUCGGUGCCGAAAUGAUCUAGAGCCUGCUACGGCGAUGCUUCUAUCUCUACCCCCUAUCUAUACAAUCGCGAUAUCUAUUACUUUUGGUGUAAUGUGUCAGCUUUUUUUUUUUUUGGUGUAAUGUGUCAACCAUAAAAAAAAGUGUCAGCUUCUAAUAAAACUAUAUGAGAAUGCAUAAUAUGUGAACACUAUAAUUAUUAAAUUGCAAAUAUUCGUUUGUGUCUACUAGACAAAGCCAAUGCAACCAUUAUGAUAAAGACCUAAUCACUUACUGAAACGCGUGAAGGAUUAUGUUUCUGAAUUUUGGUUCUAAAUUGCAUUAUUGGUAAGAAAGAACUAACUGAUUCUUUUAUCAAAACAAAAAAAGAACUAACUGAUUCAUAACUAAAAGUGGGUCACUCCAAAAAAAUCUUUUCAAUGCUAAGUAGUCGUCAAUGCCUCUUAAAGAUCAGUGUGGUAACACCGUAAUAACAUACAGUUCUUGAACAGUUAGGAAUUUUUUGCGUCACAACCAUAAAUAAUAAGUAAAAAAAAUUGUAUUUUGUAUAUGAAAAAAAUAUUUUUUUCAUAAAAUGGAAAAUGGAAAACGACCUAGUUAUGGAGACAACUAGGACCGUCACAAUAAAGUCAAAAGCAAACCAUUAUAAAUUGCCAACAUAGUUUUCAGUUAUGUACUGCAUGUCUUUUUUUUUUGGACUAAUGGCUUUCAGAAUUUUUGCAUGGCUUUCAGAAUUUUUGCAUGUCUCAUAUAUAUAGUUUUAUUAGAAGCUGGAACUGUUUCUGCAUCUCCUGAUUUCUCCCGUUAUGUUUAAUCUUUCAUAUUUUUUAGUUUUGUAUGCAAUAUAUAUUAAAAAUGAUGUGAAAAAAAAAUAUAUUAAAUGAUGUGGCAUACAUGUUAAUGACAAUGUUUCGUAACCACAACAAUACAUAAUUUUAUCUUUUAAACUAUUGAAUAAAUAAAAUUUAUUAGUUGUAUCACUUUAAAAAAAUCUAUGAUAUAUAACAAGCCAGUUAUUUUAUAUUUUUCUGUUUAUUUAUUUAUAUAUACAGAUUUUUAUGAGUAACUAAUAAUUUUCAUAAUUAUAAUUCUACUUAUACAUUAAGUUAUAAUUUUUUGGUCAAUAUGACAUAUAAUGUUGGGUUCACCAAUAGAAUACAUAAAAACUAACUUUUAAAUUUGAUAACUGGUAGUUUUACUUUUAUUUCAUACCUUUUAUAUAUCUAUUUUUAGAUUAAAUAUUUUAAAUAUAACCAGUGUAUCAUAUAAUUUUAAUAUAAUUGUAGUAUUCUUAUUAGUAAAUAUAGUUUAAUGUUUUAUUUAUUAGAUAUUAAUAAAUUGUUUAUAUAUAAUAUUUUUUUUAAAUGAUAAUUUUGGUUAAAUAUAAUAUAUUACCAUACUAAAGUAAUUAAUUUCUGUUUCUGAAAGUAUAAGACUUGCUUAAGAAUGUAAUUUUGGUUAAAUAUAAUAUAUUAGCAUAACUAAAGUAAUUGAUUUUAUUACAUAAACUUUAAUUUUUUACCUUAAUUGCUCUCCGUCUCAUUCUUUCAACGAACAUAUAUAAAUAAUUUUUUUACUACUAACAAGAAAACUUUAUUUCUUCAACCUACUUUUACCGCAAAAACUAUAUCAACCCACACUUUAACCACAAACUCUUCAUUCAUCAUUUUUUUUCUUGCAUCCAGUACUUAAUUAAACUCAUGUAUCUCUUUCUGAUUAUUUAGAUAGUUCAUGUUAAAAUCAAAUGAUUAUUGGAGAGCUAAGAUACCAAUAGAGAGUUUUGAUUCAAUACAUGUAAUCAGUUAGUAUCUAUGGUAGCUAGUUGUAUAUUAUUGCUCAUACUCUCCUAAUUUAAUAUAAAGGAUCAGUAUAUAUUUUGAAUAAGUUAAAACAUGAUUAUUCAUGGGUUCUUAACACAAAUUCCUAUAAUUAAAACAAUUAAAAUAAUAAAAAGUUAAGAAAGAAAAAAUUGAAAGGUUCUUAAUUAUUAAUUUUAAGAAACGGUUCCUAUUCUGACACACAUAUGUGUCAUAUAUUAAUUGAUUCUGUUUUAUAAAGAAAAAUAAAAAAUAAACACAUUAAUAUAAUAUUUUUUUUCUUUAAGAACCUCUUACAGCGUUUUACCAAUAAUCAUAGAGCAUGAUUAUCCACAGAAACCCAUUAGUGUUUCUUAAAGAUUAUUUAAAUAUAUAAAUAUACUUAAGUGGAGUUAAGAAAUCCUGUUAAGAAACUGUUCGAUCUUGUGCUUCCAAUGAUAGUUUUUUAAAUUAAUAGUUUUAAAAAAAAUUACAAGAUAAAAUUUAUUUAUUUAAUAAAAUGUAUUAAAAGAUAAAAUUUUCAACAUAGAUUUUAAAAUAAUAAAAAAAUAAAACAAAAAUUAGUAAAAUAAACGAUAUCCGAGCUCACUUAUCAUCUUCAUCACGUCCAAAUUUACAAAAUACAUGUUCCACCAAAUCAGCUUUCACUUGUUGAUGCAUUUGUCUAUCACUAAUUUAGUUCGAACACCUAUCACAUUGGCGAUAUUUGUAGAGAUAUCUGUAGAAUACGUGAGAUCCACAUGUGAACUUUCGUUAUUCUCGGUUUGUUAGAACUCUAAAACAUCAAAUUGAGUGUAACGAAGAAACAAAUAAAAAAAUAAAAUAAAAAAUAAACAAAGAAAAAAGAGAUAGAGAAGAAGGAAAAAAAACCCACCUUUCCUCGUUUACUUGCUGACACGUAUGACACGUAUCCCCAGAAACUCUUUUGUAAUCGGUCACGAAAGACUCAUAUUAAAAAUCAGUUACAAAUUGACUCAUAUUAAAGAUCAGUUACAAUUUU
Messenger RNA from Brassica rapa (field mustard), 5352 nucleotides. RefSeq lists its product as uncharacterized. NCBI's taxonomy places the organism in Eukaryota, Viridiplantae, Streptophyta, Magnoliopsida, Brassicales, Brassicaceae. The record is from RefSeq and is a predicted model, not a curated record.